UUCAUUUUGUGUUGGAACAUCCAAUAGUUUUAUACGUAUUUAUUAAAGUUAAAGAAAAUUAAAACAUUUUGCUGUAAAAAUGGGUAAAAAAGAUAAAAACAAGAAAAAAGGCAAAGGCGCCGAAAAGACUGCCAUGAAAACGGAUAAAAAGUUGGCAGCAAAACAAAAGAAAAUGUUGGAGAAGCUUGGAGAGGCAGACAUUGCUGAAGUUGUAGCAAAGUUAGAGGCUGAGGAAGCUAGACAAAAAACUAUAACAGAAGAAGUUUGCCCUGCACCUCCCACUCCCAGAUCCAAUUUUACUUUGGUGGCUCAUCCGGAAAAGGAAGAAUUGAUACUUUUCGGAGGAGAGUUUUUCAAUGGUCAACGUGUUUGUGUUUACAAUGAUCUAUUCUUUUAUAACAUCAGCAAAGGUGAAUGGAAACAGGUGAAGUCACCUGGUGGCCCAGCACCCAGAAGUGGCCAUCAAAUGGUAACUGUUGCCACCGAUGGUGGACAGUUAUGGUUAUUUGGUGGCGAACAUGCCAGUCCCUCUCAAAUGCAAUUCUAUCACUACAAGGAUUUGUGGAUGAUGAGCUUGAAAACACGUAAAUGGGAAAAGAUUAACGCACCCAAUGGUCCCAGUGCUCGCAGUGGUCACCGUAUGGUGGUGUCCAAGAAGAAACUAUUUGUAUUUGGUGGUUUCCAUGAUAACAAUCAAUCAUAUCGUUAUUUCAAUGAUGUGUAUGUAUUUUCUUUGGAAUCAUAUACCUGGCUGCAGGUAGAAAUUGGUGGAGCCAUUUUACCGCCACCACGUUCUGGCUGUUGUAUUGCUGCCAAUCCAGAGGGUAAAAUUCUCAUUUGGGGAGGAUAUACAAAAUCUCAGCUAAAAAAAGAUAUUGAUCGCGGUGUAACCCAUACCGAUAUGUAUGCCCUGACACCUGACAAAAAUGCACCAGAUUCUAUGAAAUUCAAAUGGGUCACUGUGAAAGCAGGCGGAUACAAACCAUUACCACGCAGCAGUGUUGGCUGUUGUACUGCACCGAAUGGCAAAGCAUAUUGUUUUGGUGGUGUUAUGGACAUUGAUGAAGACGAAGAGGAUGUUAAAGGACAGUUUGGCGAUGAGUUGUUAGCUCUUGAUCUGUCUGCAUUAACGUGGCGUCUAAUUGAAAUUAACAAAAAACUGAAACCAGAGAAGAAGGAUGCUAAAUCGGCCACAGAUGUGGAAAUGGGUGGCGAUGAUGCUAAACCCGAGACAACAGUAAAGACAGAUGGCAUUUUCACAAUCACUGUGGCAGGUCCCAGUAGUGCCUCUGCUGCAUUACCAAAAGUACCCAGUUUAUUCCCAAAUAGAAGACCAAAAAAUGUACCUUCGCCAAGAAUGAAUCCAGGCGUGUGUGUUUGUAAAGGUACUCUAUACAUUUACGGUGGUCUAUCUGAAGAGGAUAACAAGCAAUAUACUUUCAAUGAUUUCUAUGCGCUUGAUUUGCACAAACUGGAAGAAUGGAAGGCCAUUGUACCAAAUGACAUGAAUGCUCAUGAUUGGAUUGAUAGUGAUAGCAGUGAUUCGGAUGAAAGCGAUGAAGAUGAUGAUGACGACGAUGAUGAUGACGAAGAUGAUUCUGAAAUGGAUACAGAUUAAGAAAGUAAAAACUAUUUAAUUUUUUGUUCAUUUCCUUAAAAAUAUUUAAUAUAACAAUUGUUUUUUAUAUUUUUUUGUAUAACAACAAUAAAUGCAUUUUUAAAGGAA
Calliphora vicina (urban bluebottle blowfly) is the source of this 1726-nucleotide messenger RNA. Its product is annotated as kelch domain-containing protein 4. The transcript has 4 exons. Gene Ontology annotation, molecular function: protein binding. NCBI's taxonomy places the organism in Eukaryota, Metazoa, Arthropoda, Insecta, Diptera, Calliphoridae. The record is from RefSeq and is a predicted model, not a curated record. Bases 80 to 1618 code for a protein of 512 amino acids.